AUGACAAACGGAGACUCGGAAAAAAUCAACACCAGCAUCGUCACCUUGACCCGGUUCCUCAAUGAAGAGCAGGUCAAGCACCCCGAGGCCAGUGGUGACUUUACCCUCCUCUGCCACGCCCUCCAAUUCUCCUUCAAGUCCAUCGCCUACUACAUCCGCCGCGCCACCCUCGUCAACCUGACCGGCCUCGCCGGAUCCUCCAACACGACCGGCGACGAGCAAAAGAAGCUCGAUGUCAUCUCCAACGACCUCUUCAUUGAGGCCAUGCGCUCCUCCAACAAGUGCGCGCUGCUCGUCUCCGAGGAGGAGGAGGACAUCAUCUACUUUGGCAACGCCACCGGCGCGCGCUACGCCGUCGCCUGCGACCCCAUUGACGGCUCCUCCAACCUCGACGCCGGUGUCUCCGUCGGCACCAUCUUUGCCGUCCACAAGCUGCCCGAGGGCUCCGCCGGCUCCAAGGCCGACAUCCUCAAGCCCGGCACCGAGCUCGUCGCCGCCGGCUUCACCAUGUACGGCGCCUCCUCUCAGCUCGUCCUCACCAUGAAGGGCUCCACCGUCAAUGGCUUCACCCUCGACAACGGCAUCGGCGAGUUCAUCCUCACCCACCCCUCUAUGCAGAUGCCCAGGAGCCGCGCCAUCUACUCGGUCAACGAGGGCAACUCGCUCUACUGGCAGCAGCCCACCAUUGACUACUUCAACUCCCUCAAAGAGGCUCAGUCCAACGGCAAGCCCUACUCGUCGCGCUACAUUGGCUCCAUGGUCGCCGACGCCUACCGCACCCUGCUCUACGGAGGCGUCUUUGCCUACCCGGCUGACAAGAAGAGCCCCAAGGGCAAGCUCCGUAUUCUCUACGAGUGCGCCCCCAUGGCGAUGGUAUUUGAAAAUGCUGGUGGCCAGGCUGUCGACAGCCAGAUGCGCCGCAUGCUCGAGGUAGUGCCCGAACACAUCCACGACCGCGCCGGCAUCUUUAUGGGCAGCUACGACGAGGUCGAAAAGGUCAAAUCCUUCCACAAAUAA
Messenger RNA from Beauveria bassiana ARSEF 2860, 1017 nucleotides. RefSeq names its product fructose-1-6-bisphosphatase. NCBI's taxonomy places the organism in Eukaryota, Fungi, Ascomycota, Sordariomycetes, Hypocreales, Cordycipitaceae. Gene Ontology annotation, biological process: fructose metabolic process; fructose 1,6-bisphosphate metabolic process; fructose 6-phosphate metabolic process. The coding region runs from base 1 to 1017 and encodes 338 amino acids. The record is from RefSeq and is a predicted model, not a curated record. The transcript has 3 exons. Gene Ontology annotation, molecular function: fructose 1,6-bisphosphate 1-phosphatase activity. Gene Ontology annotation, cellular component: cytoplasm; cytosol.